Colletotrichum chrysophilum is the source of this 2193-nucleotide messenger RNA. RefSeq lists its product as uncharacterized. The record is from RefSeq and is a predicted model, not a curated record. The transcript is spliced from 2 exons. The coding region runs from base 1 to 2193 and encodes 730 amino acids. NCBI's taxonomy places the organism in Eukaryota, Fungi, Ascomycota, Sordariomycetes, Glomerellales, Glomerellaceae.
AUGCCGUACGAGUACCACCCGCUGCAGGACGCAGACAUUCGCCUGCUCACGAUCGAGCCUCUGGAGGAUGGCGAAGACUUCUCAGCUCCCAUCCGAUGCACUCUCGAGCAUGUCGAUCUAGAAGCUGCAGCACGGGCUUCAGGCUUCAAGGGUCAGAAUCACGUCUGGCCAGAGACCGAGUCGGCUCGCGAUGUAGCUGCAAUCUUCAAGGACCCCGAAGACGCGCAAGCCCUGGUACAAGUCGGUGAUGCUACCAAAAGCGCCGAAGAACAAUUGCCGGACUGGAAGAGUAACGACAACGACUUACCAUGGAGGCACGACUGGGGCGACUUUCUCGCACUUUCUUACGUUUGGGGCGCGCCAACUCCAAUUCAGUACAUCCUCCUCAACGGCCAUCAGUUUCCCGUCGGACCAAACCUAUUCCAGGCUCUUCUGCAACUCCGUCCAAACGAGAGAAUCCGCCAAGGUUUCAAACUGUGGAUCGACGCCAUCUGUAUCAACCAAGAAGACAUCGCAGAGAGAAGCGCGCAGGUCGGCCGCAUGCGAGACAUCUAUGCGGCGGCGUGGCAGGUCGUGAUCUGGCUAGGCCCAGAAGCUGAUGACAGCGAGCUGGGAAUGUCCGCUUUGAGCUGGGUUGCUGCUAGGAACAGAACUCCCUCCCCAUACGAUGGUUUCUACCGCGAAAGCACAAAGAUCGAUGCCCGUCCGCUGUUCAUCAUCUGGGGAACAUUCAAAAGUCCUUUGAAGAAGACAGUCUACAAAGCGUUGUUUUCGCUACUUUCCAGGCCUUACUGGCAAAGGAUGUGGAUCUUGCAAGAGGUGGCCAUGGCCCGUCCCGAUGCACCAGUUGUCUGUGGCAAGAGUUGCUUGCCGUGGAGGGACAUACACGAAGCCGCAACGUUCAUUAGCAACGAUGAGACGAGGUUCGGUCGUGAGCUUGUGGGCAGCACCCGGCCCAGGAUCUUGGAUUCUUGGUCGUUCGAGUUCGCGAGAGACAGAGUUGUGCAAGAGAGAGACUGGUCAUCAGAGAGAAUGUGGAAUCUUCUAAUGGACAUGACCAAGGUCCAGGAGAACCAGAAGGAGAUUGCACCUGAGGAAGACAGAAGGCACCCCUUUGAAAUCUUACAGCCCCUCGUCUUAGCAAGAGACGCAAAGAUCACAGAAGAGAAAGACAGAGUGUAUGGUAUCUUGGGUAUCAGGGUGAUUGCAGACAGGGUCGACAUCACCCCCAACUACAAGCUUUCCAUGGAGACGAUAUACCGCGACUUUACGGCGCAGCUUGUCUCAAAAGGCAACUUGGAAAUACUUCGAUUCGUGUCGAAAGACGGAGGCCGCAUUCGAGCGCAGUGGAAUCUGGAAGAUGUUCCCUCCGCCUUAAGCUAUCGAAAGCUGACACCCGUCGUUGGACCUGUGUUGAACUCCUUUUCGAGAUCAGACAAGCAGAAUUUGAUAGGCGCGACUUGCCACCACGAACUCCCUACAUGGGCUGUCUGCUGGACCUGCAAGCCAGCGCCCACAGCCCAGCUGCGAGUUCAGGGGGUCAUCUUCGACACUAUUGGCAGCCUAGGCUCGUUUCAUCCCGCAGAGGUCGAUGACACUUACCCCCAGAAUGCCAUUCCGACCACCCACAGUGCUUAUGGCGGACUCGAAGACACCAGAAAUGCCUUGUGGCGUACUCUCCUUGGUGACACAACAGUAGACGGUGGCAGCCAAGCCUCAGAAGAGGGAGCCUGGUUGCUUGACCCCAAGCUUUGGAACCAAGGUGUUGCAGGUGUCUUCACCAACGGCUUCGGUCUUGACGAGCUCAUGUCGCGGAAUAAAAGGCUUGUUUUAGGCGGCCAUACGUUAGAGCAACUCAUCUCCGGUGUCGUCAAGUCUGGUUGGCGCCAGAAGAUCAAGAGUACUGAGAGGAUUUACAACCCGACUGAGGAGCAGCGUGAGGUGUUGUCUUGGGCGAUGAAUGCGACAGCCUGGAGAAGGCUCAUUGGAACCACCGCAGGGAGGAUUGGGCUUGUACCUGCUGCGGCCAGAGCUGAGGACAAGAUUGCGGUCUUGCGAGGCUGUAGCACGCCGAUCGUUCUCAGGGCUUCGGAAGACCGAUGGGAGGUUGUUGGGGAAUGCUAUGUGCAUGGAGUUAUGAAAGGGGAGGUCACUUCUGGUGCAACAGACAUGGGCCCCAUCGUCCUGUGCUGA